This is a messenger RNA of Ruditapes philippinarum (Manila clam), 1024 nucleotides long. Its product is annotated as protein usf-like. Gene Ontology annotation, molecular function: hydrolase activity. The transcript has 4 exons. The record is from RefSeq and is a predicted model, not a curated record. The coding region runs from base 147 to 836 and encodes 229 amino acids. Lineage: Eukaryota; Metazoa; Mollusca; Bivalvia; Venerida; Veneridae.
UAUUUUAAUUAUCUAGCUUAAUAUCCUAAUUAUAAAGAACGGUUCAAGUGACCCCAGCCAUAUUGCCAUUUAAUUUAGUUGUGUGCAGCCUUUAUUAACGUGUUUUUGUGGAGACCGAUAGCUGGUAUUUCAGUGAUUAAUAGAAAAUGACAAGGACGGACAUUACUUUCAAAUCUGAAAAUGCGAAAGGAGAUUGCCCCGGUGUUCUACAAGGAACGGGACAGAAUAGAACAAAAGGACUGAUAGUCUUACAGGAAUGGUGGGGAAUGAAUGAUCAGAUCAAACAGGAAGCAGAAGAAAUUGGUGAGAUGGGAAAGUUUGUUACUUUGGUUCCCGACCUUUAUAGGGGCAAGAUAGCAACUGACACGGAGCAAGCUGGGCACUUGAUGGGUGAACUUGAUUGGCCAGGAGCUGUCAAGGAUAUCCAAGGAGCAGCAAAAUAUUUGUUAGAAAAUGGAUGUACCAAGGUGGGUGUGACAGGAUUUUGUAUGGGGGGAGCUUUAAGUCUGGCAAGUGCUGCCCUCGUACCAGAGGUGUCCGCAGCAGCUCCAUUCUACGGAAUUCCAAGUGCAGAUUUGUGUGAUGUUGGCAGUAUAACUAUCCCAGUACAGGCUCACUUUGGAGAGGAUGAUGUCUUGAAAGGGUUUUCUUCAAAGGAGGAUGCUUUGGCAUUGCAAGAAAAAAUGAAAGGAAACAACAACUUUGAGUUGAUUUUAUACCCAGGUUGCGGACAUGCUUUCACCAAUAAAACAGGUCCCCUUGGUAACUACAAGGAAAAGGAAUGUCGCGAGGCUUUGACGAAGAUGACAAGUUUUAUGAACAAAUGGCUGGCUUGAAAAACAUCAACUAAUUUGACUUCCCUACGCAUGUUUGAAACAGUCGGGGACCUUGGUGUGAUAAACGUUUUAAUUUGAUUGUAAAUAUGAGUGAACUUAUCAAUUUGAGAAAUAACAUUUCUUUUGUAUUUUCGGAAAAUAUAAUAAAUUAAACACAGUUUAUAAAUAGAAAAAACACUUUACUGUUC